Molecule: messenger RNA, 867 nt
Organism: Cuscuta campestris
Lineage: Eukaryota; Viridiplantae; Streptophyta; Magnoliopsida; Solanales; Convolvulaceae
Source: the annotation of a GenBank genome assembly
GACAUGACUAUAUUAUUUUAUCAAAUGGAUGACAAAAAUAGGCCAACAAAGUGAAUAAAAUUUGAUCAUGUGAAUAGUGAACUUAAAGUUUAUUUGUGAACGGAGGGAGGGAGUAUAUAAUACACCCAAAUGCAUUCAUCCCCAAAUCUUAUAAUUCGAGCAGAAAUUCCUUCCUUCUUCUUCCUGAGAUCUUCAUUCACUUCAGAUUUCGGUUUCCAUUAAUUUUUUAAAUUUUUACAAAAAUGGCAACCGCCGAUCAUCACAAGUUCCACGUUCUUGCCGUCGACGACAGCGUCGUUGACCGGAAGCUGAUCGAGAGGCUGGUGAAGGCGGCUUUCUCCGGCGACGAGGUGACCGUGACGGUGGUGGAUUCCGGGGCGAAGGCCCUCCGGGUGGUGGAGGAAACAGAGGUGAAUCUGAUCAUCACCGAUUACACCAUGCCCGGAAUGACCGGCUACGAUCUGCUCCGGGAGAUCAAGGGCUGCUCCGCCUUCAAACACAUCCCCGUCGUGGUGGUGUCGUCUGAGGACAUCCCGUCGAGGAUUCGCAGCUGCCUGUCGGAGGGCGCCGAGGAGUUCUGCCUCAAACCCGUCCGGCUGGCCGACGUCAAGCCACAUCUCUUGAACGCCGCCUGCAGAGGAAAGCCGGCGGCCGAACUGACUCCCGCAGUUUGCGGGACUGUUUGAUUCAUCCGAGUAUUUUUAGUGGUGUAUAUGUUGAAAUACGAGUUUAAGAGUACAAUUUUGCUCUGUAUGUGGGCAUAAAACGUCCAUUUGUGCAAGCUUUGAAUAUAUGGAGUAAUGUUUUCAAAUUUGUUUAAUUUGUUGGAUGUUAUUUGAAAAUUAGAAAUAUACGGUGGAAUAUUUG